Messenger RNA from Onychomys torridus (southern grasshopper mouse), 3511 nucleotides. It is a transcript of the gene Larp6, whose product is annotated as La ribonucleoprotein 6, translational regulator. Gene Ontology annotation, cellular component: nucleus. The transcript has 3 exons. Gene Ontology annotation, molecular function: mRNA binding. Gene Ontology annotation, biological process: RNA processing. The record is from RefSeq and is a predicted model, not a curated record. Bases 295 to 1764 code for a protein of 489 amino acids. Lineage: Eukaryota; Metazoa; Chordata; Mammalia; Rodentia; Cricetidae.
GUGUCUGUGCGCGCGGCAGGGAGGAGGGAGCUGUGGGGCUGGAGCACCACCAGACAGGGACGCGGGGAGGGACUGGGUCUGGGAUUUACCCCGGGACAGGCCAGUGCAGCGCCGGGAGUCUUCCCUUCGCGGGCGCUCAGGGCGGUGCCCGCGGUGCGGCGUGGGGGCGGAUCGCGACCCCCCGUCCCUCCCCGGGGCUGAGUCGCCGCCGUGUGCGCGCGCCGCCCACGCGCGAUCGUCGCUAUCGCGGCCGCCCGGCUGGCCGGGCCUCGCGGCUCGGGGUCCCUGCCAGCCAUGGCCCAGCUCGGCGACCAGGCUCUGCCCGGGCCAGAGACCACGGUGCAGAUCCGUGUGGCCAUCCAGGAGGCCGAGGACGUGGAGGAUCUGGAGGAGGACGACGUAGGGACCUCUGCGCAGGCAGCGGGGGACCCAGCCCGAUAUCUCAGCCCAGGCUGGGGCAGCGCCAGCGAGGAGGAGCCGAGCCGCGGGCACAGCGCCACGACAAGUGGAGGUGAGAAUGAGCACGAGGAACUGGAGCCGGAAUGGAAGCCCCCGGAUGAGGAGCUCAUCAGGAAGCUGGUGGAUCAGAUUGAGUUCUACUUUUCUGAUGAGAACCUGGAGAAGGAUGCCUUCCUGCUCAAGCAUGUGCGAAGGAACAAGCUGGGCUACGUGAGCGUCAAGCUGCUCACCUCCUUCAAAAAGGUGAAACACCUCACACGGGACUGGAGGACCACAGCACAUGCCCUGAAGUAUUCCGUCACCCUGGAGUUGAAUGAGGACCACCGGAAGGUUAGGAGGACCACCCCUGUGCCACUGUUCCCCAAUGAGAACCUCCCCAGCAAGAUGCUGCUGGUGUAUGACCUGCACCUGUCUCCUAAGCUAUGGGCCCCAGCCACGCCCCAGAAGAAUGGGAGGGUGCAGGAGAAGGUGAUGGAGCAUCUGCUCAAGCUCUUUGGGACUUUUGGAGUCAUCUCAUCGGUGCGGAUCCUCAAACCUGGGAGAGAGCUGCCCCCCGACAUCCGGAGGAUCAGCAGCCGCUACAGCCAGGUGGGGACCCAAGAGUGUGCCAUCGUGGAGUUCGAGGAGGUAGAUGCAGCCAUUAAAGCCCAUGAAUUCAUGGUCACUGAAUCUCAAGGCAGGGACAACAUGAAAGCUGUCUUGAUUGGGAUGAAACCACCCAAAAAGAAACCCCUCAAAGAUAAGAACCAUGAUGAUGAGCCCACAACAAGCACCCACCUAAGCAGGUCCCUGAACAAGAGAGUGGAGGAGCUUCAGUACAUGGGGGAUGAGUCUUCUGCCAACAGUUCCUCUGACCCGGAGAGCAAUCCCACCUCUCCUAUGGCUGGCCGGCGGCAUGUGGCCUCUAACAAGCUCAGCCCUUCUGGUCACCAGAAUAUCUUUCUGAGCCCAAAUGCCUCCCCGUGCUCAAGCCCUUGGAGUAGCCCCUUGGCCCAGCGCAAGGGCGUCUCCAGAAAAUCCCCACUGGCUGAAGAAGGCAGACUGAGCUUUAGCACCAGCCCCGAGAUCUUCCGAAAGUGCACGGAUUAUUCCUCGGACAGCAGCGUUACUCCCUCAGGCAGCCCCUGGGUUCGCAGACGACGCCAAGCUGAGACACAGGAGAAAAGUCCAGGGGCGAGUCCCCUGCUGUCUCGGAAGAUGCAGACCGCAGAUGGGUUGCCUGUAGGGGUGCUGAGGCUGCCCAGAGGCCCUGACAACACCAGGGGCUUCCAUGGUGGACACGAGAGAAGCCGAGCCUGUACAUAAUACCUUCUAUUUUUAAUACCGGCCCCACUGAAAACAAACUUUGUUUUCGAGGUCCUCACCAAUAGCUAGCAUGACAGAGAAUGGAAUUCAGUCCCCUUAGAAAGCUUUUGUAUCCAUGUAGACCUCUUAAUUUAUAUCUUUGUAAGGUAUACACAUUGUCCCAUGUGCCAUGGUUUUAAGACCAUCUUCUGGCUGGGAGGUCUUGCUCCUAACAUGGCCACUGUUUUGUCAAUGCCUGGAAUGUGUGAGUGUGAUGUCUCUGAAGGGCUGUGGGAUACAGGCUCUCUGGGGAGAUCCAGAAGCAAGUCUGUCUGUCUCAACUGCCUUUUUUCCUGCAAUGACUGAGCUGUCCUUGGCAGGCCAUGCAAGGGCUCCUCCUGAGGCCUCAAAGGAGUUUCGCUCAAUGGUAAAUCCUUCAGCCAGUAGCAUGGUGUCUUAUAGGACUGAAUGUCUAUUCCCUGUCAAGUGAAUAAAUAAUAAAACACCCACUGGGAGUCCCUUAUCUGAGGUCGCAGACCAUCCCCCUUAGACAAAGAAGACAAAGAACUCCAUCUACCCCACAGUGUACUCCUAGGGCAGUCCCAGAGGACCCUCCUGGAAGUUUCUGGCAGCCUGGGAUAUCUGUCAUCACAAUGAGUCUCACAGGAUAGACAGCUUUAGUUUCUGCCAAUGUCCCCACAGCAUCCCAAACCAUCAAUGUUGACAUCACCUGAGAACUAGCUAGAAACGCACAUCUCUAGGCCCCAUCUCAGGCCGAGUGAUUGAGAAACUGUCAGAGGAGGGAUUCUAGGUGUGUUUUUUUAAAGAUUUGUUCUUAUUUUUAUUUACAUGUAUGUGCCUGUGUGGGCGUAUGCCAUUGUGUGUGCCCCUAGAAGCCAAAAUGAGGCAUUGGAUCCACUGAAGUUGGGGUUACAGGUGUGAGCUGCUCAGUUUGGAUGCUGGGAACUCAGCUUGGAUCCUCAAGAAGAGCAGCAAGUGCUCUUACCCUGAGCAUCUUUCCAGGCCCCGAAUCUAGAGUUUGAAAAGCUCUGCAGAUGAUUCUGAUACAUGCUAGUGUGACCUUGAGGUGACCAACGCUGCAGGGCCCCAUGUCAGCCAGUCUGACCCCACAGCUCUCACUCCUGUUCUGUGACUUGGGGGUAGUAUUAAGCUCCCUGAGCUUUCUGGUGUCCUGGGGCAUGCUUUGCUGCAUGGUAGUGUGAAAUGUAAUCAGUCCUGCAUAAACAUUGGCUCCAUUUCCUUCUCAUCUGGUUUAUUGUCUGUCACCUUCAAAAGCUGUUUUGGAGUACUGCACCCUGGCCUAGAGUCCAGUGUUGGCUUAUCCGUGGGCUGUUCGUGGGGAGGGGGGGGGGGGCUUUAGGACCUGUUAAAAAUCAAGUAGUGAUUGUUUGCUAAGAACUUUGAUAAAAAGCUUUCCCAUGAUUUAUUUCAUGUAAAUCAUCCCAACACUAUGUGAAAAAAAGAUUCAAGUAUUGGAGCUACUUUGUACCAGGUUUAAAGAAGAAAAAUAAGGCCUCAUGUGGGUAACUAAGCUGUACCUGGGUUAAUGGUUCUGGGGUUCACUUUGUUGCUGCUGCUGCUGGUAGUGAUAGUGAUGCUGCUGGUAGUGAUUGUGGUCGUAUUUUUUGAGAGUCUUGCCAUGUAACAUUGGCUGAUCUCAAACUUCCAAUCCUUUAGGCUCAGUCUAGGGAGGCUACAAUAUGCACCAUCCCCCCAAGCUAGCAUUAAAUAUUUUUGUUUAUUAUUA